Molecule: messenger RNA, 3300 nt
Organism: Micropterus salmoides (largemouth bass)
Lineage: Eukaryota; Metazoa; Chordata; Actinopteri; Centrarchiformes; Centrarchidae
Gene: sys1
Product: SYS1 golgi trafficking protein
Exons: 4
Coding region: 275-745 (156 amino acids)
Biological process (GO): Golgi to endosome transport; protein localization to Golgi apparatus; Golgi to plasma membrane protein transport
Cellular component (GO): Golgi membrane; trans-Golgi network
Source: RefSeq, a predicted model, not a curated record
AAGUUUUCUUUCCGGGUUCACCGCCGUUAUUUCCGUGUUGUUAACAAAGUUUAGCCAGUCGAGUAGGAGGCCUAGUUUAUCCUUUUAUUAACGGUAUAGUUUUGAAAACAAUAAGCAAUCGAAGUGAUUAUCGUUAUUACGGCAACCUGAAACAUUUCUGAUAAAGUGCUCAGAUUUGGAUGUCACACUCAGGUCACACUGGAUGGGCCAGCUGGUAGCAGUUGGGGCCAGCUGUUAACAUCCUUUGGGCCUGUAUGUGUAACGUUAGUCCGCAAUGGCCAGUCACUUCCGUAGCUAUAUCUGGGACCCGGUCCUCAUUGUUUCUCAGAUUGUGUUGAUGCAGUGCAUCUACUACAGCUUCUUGGGCCUGUGGUUGGCUGGCGUGGACAGUCUUGUGCACAGUAGUCGGUCACUGGACCAGAUCUUCAGCUAUGAAGCCCUUGGUUUUGCAACAAUACAGGGCAGGCUGUCGAUGAUGGCAUUCAUCUUGAACUCUCUUACCUGCGCCCUUGGUCUGUGGUUCUUCAUCCGUCGAGGGAAACAGUGCCUGGACUUCACAGUCACUGUGCACUUCUUCCAUAUGAUUGGCUGCUGGAUCUAUAAUGCUCAUCUUCCAGCCGUCCUGUCCUGGUGGCUCGUCAAUGUCGCCUGCAUGGCGUUGAUGGCUGUAAUUGGAGAGUACUUGUGUAUGCGAACUGAGCUCAGGGCCAUUCCAGUCAAUACUGGACCUAAAUCUAACCUGUGAAUUAUUGUUGAAACCACACUGAAAAUCUGGACGGUUAACCCUGGAGGAACUCGCCCAGAAGAGGUCACUGAGAGUGAACCUCCGUCAGCUACGAAGUUGGAUUGUCAUCCAUCUCCUCUUCAAGUGAUACAACAGAUGAACCGAUCUAUUUAUUCAUAUCUGUCAGAUAAAUGUUGGAUAGUAUUAACUCUGUAGCAUAUUAAGAUAUAUGUAUUAACGUUUGUGAAAGCAGAUGCCGGUUUACACCUUUUCCAUCAAGCUAAUUAUUAUAGAUAUGAUUUUGUUUUUUUAGUAAUUUAAUUAUUUCAUUAAUUUUAAGUACAUAAGCAUGAGCAUGCCAUUCUCUCAUUUCAGUGAGAUCGUGUUGUUGAUAAUUACUUGUCAACAACCAGACAUUUUUCUUCUCUCUUUUGUUGAUAUAAUUACAAGCUGUGUGGGUUGGAAAACAAACGUAACCAUCAUUUUACAAAUUUCUUUUUUUUGAUGAAAAUGUUCCUGGUUCAACUCACUGCAAUUUAGAAAUGCCAUUGUGCGAAGUUACCUCUCGCAGCUUUUAUGAGUUUUUCUUACAGCUGCAUCUGAAAGUAAAAUAUGGGUAUGUUUAAACAGGUAUACCAUAGUUUUCUGACAUACAAUAGCCAAUAAUUGUGUACGCCCAAAUGUAGGAGAGAGUAUAAGUAUAAAAAGAUUAUAAAUAUUUUUUUCCUUUCUGGAUAAAGUUUGUACAUUCAGUCUCAUGAUGCCCAUUUUAGGCCUUCCUCGUCACACUUGUACAGCAUUUUGCACUGCUUGUGUUGUUUGUUUUCAUCUCUUUAUGUAAUGAUAUAUUAUGCAGACAAGGUGGCCACUUUGGGGACAGCUUUGUCGGCUGUGCUCGUGUUUCUGAAAAUACUACCACCGCUUGUGGGAAUGUGACUUGAAAAGUACUGUCAUGUGCAGCGCUGAUGGUUUCUGGAACAAUUUCAGCUUUCUUAUGUAGUGAUGGCUAAAACGGAUAAAACACCUGUUUAGUAAUAAUUUGCAGUUAAUUUAGAGUAAGAUUAAGGAUCCUGUAACACAUAAUCAUUCUCUUUUUAUUCUGUGUGGUGACUGUCAAUCAAACCAUUGCAGCUUUGACUGGACUAAGCAGUGUCUUAUUUUGAAAUCAUACUUCUAAAGUGUAGUAUAAGCACAUUAUUAAGCUGCAGGGGGUGAUAAUUGAUCAUAUUUAAAAGUUGCACAAUAGUUGGACAUUUUGGGAAAUACACUUAGUUGCUUUCAAGCUGAGCGUUAGAUGAUCAAUACCAUUCACUUGUCUGUUCAUUAAAUAUGAAAUUUCAGCCAGUUUUCUUAGCUUAGACUGGAAACUUGGAAAAAGAAGGGGAAAACAGCACCUCUUAAGCUCACUGAUGAGCACAUAAUAUCUUAAAACUGAAGUGUAAAAAUGACAAGUUGUGGUUUUACAGGGCAUAUGUACCGAACUAUUUCAUGGCUGGGUAGUGACUUCCUGGAAUCAACUUAACAUCUGUUGGGACAACAACCUACAGAGACUGGUUGUUCGGCAAGCCCAGCUUCUUUCUUUUUAACUUUUCAGUAUUUGUACAAAUAAAACCGAAAUAACAGGUUAAUUAGUAGCAUAAAAAUGAAUAAACACACUUCUGGUGCACUUUAGAGGUGAAGGUGGGUGUCGUUUGUUACCCUUGAACAGACCUUGGUUAGCUGGUUCCCUCUGUUUCCAGUCAUUAUGGUAAGCUAAGCUAACUGGCAGCUAACUUAACUAACUCGGCAAGAAAGCAAAUAAUAAAAUAUCCCAAAAUGUCAAACAUUACCUUUAAGUUAAGUUCAAACUUGUGCUCUUUUAAAGCCAGUGUCAACUACUAUUGGAUUAUUUCUAGCAAUGGCUGCUUCGCAAGUUUUCACAUGCAAUGCCACCUUGGUAGUCUUUAAACAUUUUUGUAACUUAAACUUUUAUAUAUAUAUAUAUAUAUAUAUAUAUAUAUAUAUAUAUAUAUAUAUUUAAACUUGAGAGAUGGACCUAUUCAUGAAAUUCAAUUAUUUGAGUUGUUUCUAGUGCAGAAACAUCUCAGACAAGGUGCACAUAUUUCUUUCCUCCUUUCUGAAGGUUUAAAUCUAAGGAGUUUGCACCAUCAUCAAGAAAGUAUGGUACAAUGCAAGUAGAUUUGUGCAUAUGAUGUUAAAUAAAACACUACCAGUUCAUAAGGAUUGUAAAAAACAAAAGUGUGAAUCUCAGUCAGGAAACUGUAGGUGAAAAAAUAAUUGGCCAUUAUGCUUCAGAUGUCAAAGAUAGGUCUUCUAAUGAGGGACACACCACAAGCAUGUCUUUGGAUGUCUGAAAGUUUUCCACCCCGGGCCCUGAUCCCUCAUUUUCUCCCUCCUCUGCUGGAAGUGUCCAGGUGGAAAAAAGCAGAUGGGAGAGCGCUAACGAGUUCAAAGAUGCUAGUUGUGAUCCUCAUUACCGACACUCUGCUUCAGGGGGGGCUAAAAACAGAAACUCUGUAGUAAAUGAGUAGUACAGAAGGGGACUCACUGCUUCGAUUAAAUGCUCCACUAUUUUA